AUGGACUUUCCAGCUACGGACUUUCCAACUACUGACACUCCAACUAUUGCACAUCCUUCACUUCCAAGCACAACAGUGGGUGGAACCAAUACCACUCUCCCCACCACCCCCACCAUCAACUCUCCCACCACCACGACGCCCACCACCACCCCUCCCACCACCUCUCCCACCACAAUCCCUCCUCUGGUCUGUAUCAAUGGUGGUGAGCUGCAGAGUGGAGUCUGUAUCUGUCCUGAUGAGUGGACCGGAGAGACCUGUUCAGAGGGUACAUCCACACACUUACACUAUACCUAACCCUGGAUCUCACAUUGACUCCAUUCCACAAUACCACACUACUAUACCUAACCCUGGAUCUCACAUUCAGACUCCAUUCCACAAUACCACACUACUAUACCUAACCCUGGAUCUCACAUUCAGACUCCACUUCACAAUACUACACUACUAUACCUAACCCUAGAUCUCACAUUCAGACUCCACUCCACAAUACCACACUACUAUACCUAACCCUAGAUCUCACAUUCAGAGUAAACAGCACUACGCUACUCUGUGGGAGAAAAAUCACAUAUUUACCUGAUUUGUUUAAUAUUAAUAGUUAACAAUUAAUUAAUAUGCUUAACAAUAGUAGAGACAUUUCUUAACUACCAAUGCUGUGCUUUUCAUAAGGAUGGUUCCCUCUAGCUCCCUGCAGCAGGUCUGGGCGUGACUCCCGAGUGGCGCAGUGGUCUAAGGCACUGCAUCGCAGUGCUAGCUGUGCCACUAGAGAUCCUGGUUCGAAUCCAGGCUCUGUCGUAGCCGGCCGCGACCGGGAGACCCAUGGGGCGGCGCACAAUUGGCCCAGCGUCGUCAAGGGUAAGGGAGGGAAUGGCCGGCAGGGAUGUAGCUCAGUUGGUAGAGCAUGGUGUUUGCAACGCCAGGGUUGUGGGUUCGAUUCCCACGGGGGGCCAGUAUGAAAAGUAAAAAAAUAAUGUAUGCACUCACUUAACUGUAAGUCGCUCUGGAUAAGAGCGUCUGCUAAAUGACUAAAAUGUAAUGUAAAUAUAGUCAAGGACAUGGGAUAGAGAUAAACUUGAGGAACAGAUAGACCUGUAUUGUUUCAAUUUCUCUUUGCUUCUGAGUAACCUGGUCACACGGCAUAAGACAGAGCCUCAGAGUGACCACAGUUUUUCAGUUCAUCCUGUCUUUUACUAUCUUCCAAGGGCACAGCUGUGUGGAGAUAUGGGCAGUAAGGGAGCUAACGUUAUCACUUGUUUGUGCGCUAUGACCUGAUACAGAUAGCCACAAGAAGAGGAAAAGGUAGUUCCUGAUCUGCCGGGGAGGGGGUGGAACCAGCCAUGACUAAGCAUGUUUAGGUCCACUAUAUAAGACGCCAGCAUUUCCUGUUCGUUGGGCUCUCACUCUAUCACUUUGGUGUGGGUAUUGUGACCAGCUUCCUUAUCGAUACGUUUUUAAUAAAGUUAAUAUUCUGAUUGGUGAUUGACCUGGUCUCUCCUCAUUAUUGAUUAAAAUAUCCACCACAACAUCUAACCCUGGAUCUCACAUUCACAGUACACACCACUACGCCACUAUAACUAACCCUGGAUCUCACAUUCACAGUCCACAACACUGUUCCCUGGAUCUCACAUUCAGAAUGUAUAUUUCAUGUUUGCAAUCAUACAUUUGGUCCAUGUUGAAAUGUAUUUUACUUCGAUAGGGAAUUUCUGCAAUUCAACCAUCAAGGAUGGAUUCUCCUUCCCAAGAACAACAGUUGGCUGGUCUGCUUAUUCAGAAACAUUGUGCGGUGAGGAUACAACCAGUGGUAUGUUGCUUUUAUUCACCUAAAAUGAAAAAAAAUGUACAGUCAUAAUUAAUGUUGUAUAAGGUAACACAAAAUCUUGAGUGUCUUUUUGUCUUUGUUCCUCCAGCCGGUUUACCAGAAGCCUCAGCAAGAUGUUUGAAUGACACGGGAUCUCCAAUGUUUGGUCCUCCUCACAAGCUGCAGUGUGAAUUAACCCUCAGUGGCAUUCAAGGAAAUGUAAGUCAAUAGGCAUAUUUUUUAUGAUCCUGAUUUAUGACCAGUCUCGAUUUAUGACCAGUCUUUGGGUCAUUUACCUCAACCAACACAACUACCUCGUAUCAUAAUACAUUGACUCGCUACCGGUACUCCUUGUAUAUAGAUUCAUUAUUGUUAUUUAGUGUUACUAUUUCCUUAGGUGCAAAUGUUCGUACUUUUUAACUCUACAUUGUUGGGAAAGGGCUCGUCAGUAAGCAUUUCACGGUAAAGUCUACACCUGUUGUAUUUGGAGCAUGUGACUAAUCAAAUUUGAUUAGAUUUACAGUUAUAAUUAUGAGGAGUUGAUCUUAUUUUGAAGAUCAGUAACAACUGGCUUUUACCUUCAGCUCAUGUAUUCUGUUCCUUUAUUCUACUUAACCGUUGAUGAUUCCCCCCAUACAUGUUCAUACUUUUUCGUACUGGUGCGAAUCGAACCCACAACCUUGGCGUUGCAAGUGCCAUGCUCUACCAACUGGGCCACAUAAUUAGUAUUGACAAUUUUAAUAUCCAAAUGUACUCACAGUUCAGCAUGUUGCUGCCACUUGUUCUGUUUAAAAACAAUACUAAAAUAAAUAAAAAUCAUUCUCUCUCCGUAUUCAGAUCUCCAGCAGUUCAGGUGAUUUAGAAGAGCUAGCCUUCAGUACUCAGAUCCUGACCUCCCAACCAGAGCGGCUAUCAGCUGACAACAUCACCACAGCAGCUCAGAUAGCUAACACGCUGCUUCAGUCUGCAAAUAUCACAGAGGUAUAACAUGUUUUCAAAUCAACUCUUGACUAUGACAUGUUCUGGAGAGAAACGUGAGGUUGUUAUUACAGUGAUUUGAACACUUGAGGGUCAUCCCCUGGUUUUGAUCAUGUUGCAGGACAUCGCAGUGGCAGCUGUAACUACCAUCAGUCAGCUGCUGAAUGCCAGUGGGGAGACUACACAGGAGAGAGACGCUGUCCAGAGGUGUGUGUGUGUGUGUGUUUCUGCAUAUGUUUGAGUUUAUGUGUGUACGUGUGUCUCUGUGCGUGUCUGCAUGGGUGCAUGUAAACUAAUGUUUUUCUGUGUUUCUCUCCCAGCCUCACAGAGACCCUGGAGGAGUUUUCCCUGGACCAGCACAGUGUUGUGUCCUUGGUGGUUCAGCCCAACCUGGUAGUCCUGUCUGUCCAAGUACCAAGUGACACAGUAGGGAUCCAGUUUACUGCUCUGACUGGUGGGUGGGACUGCUAGUGAACCUACAUAGUGUCGUUUAAAGUGAUAGUUUAUAUCUGUGUUGACAGUCUAGUUCAACUUCUUCUAUCUUAUUUUUCAUAUGUUUCUCCUCUGCUGUUGGUCAAUAAGGUUUGGUAUGGAUUUGAUUUGUUGUACUACAGACAAGUACAGAAGUAACACUAUAUUGUUCUGCUUUAAAUUGCUAAAUCAAAUUAAUCUCCUCCAGGAAGAUCUGGUAAUUUUGUGGCCAACAGAAUUAAUCUCAACACUAAUACCUCUGAACUGAUAGCUGACAACGGCGUUUCUACCGAUGUCCAGAUUGUUAUCAAAUUCCCACCAGGUGAGCCAAUGUUGGUAUGCAAACAUAGUGUAUAAACUCAAGCUUCAAUUUCCUUGAACCGCUUUCACCGAGAGCGCUUUGUCUCCGAAAUCAGGUCAGCAGUGCCAAAAAUAUUGAUUGUCCAAUAAAGUUGAGUCACAUGAGAUACAGUGAGGGGAAAAAGUAUUUGAUCCCCUGCUGAUUUUGUAUGUUUGCCCACUUACAAAGAGAUGAUCAGUCUAUAAUUUUAAUGGUAGGUUUAUUUGAACAGUGAGAGACAGAAUAACAACAAAAAAAUCUAGAAAAACGCAUGUCAAAAAUGUUAUCAAUUGAUUUGCAUUUUAAUGAGGGAAAUAAGUAUUUGACCCCUCUGCAAAACAUGACUUAGUACUUGGUGGCAAAACCCUUGUUUGUAAUCAGAGGUCAGACGUUUCUUGUAGUUGGCCACCAGGUUUGCACACAUCUCAGGAGGGAUUUUGUUCCACUCCUCUUUGCAGAUCUUCUCCAAGUCCUUAAGGUUUCGAGGCUGACGUUUGGCAACUCAAACCUUCAGCUCCCUCCACAUAUUUUCUAUGGAAUUAAGGUCUGGAGACUGGCUAGGCCACUCCAGGACCUUAAUGUACUUCUUCUUGAGCCACUCCUUUGUUGCCUUGGCCGUGUGUUUUGGGUCAUUGUCAUGCUGGAAUACCCAUCCACGACCCAUUUUCAAUGCCCUGGCUGAGGGAAGGAGGUUCUCACCCAAGAUUUGACGGUACAUGACCCCGUCCAUCGUCCCUUUGAUGCGGUGAAGUUGUCCCCUUAGCAGAAAAACACCCCCAAAGCAUAAUGUUUCCACCUCCAUGUUUGACGGUGGGGAUGGUGUUCUUGGGGUCAUAGGCAGCAUUCCUCCUCCUCCAAAUACGGUGAGCUCGAUUUUGGUCUCAUCUGACCACAACACUUUCACCCAGUUCUCCUCUGAAUCAUUCAGAUGUUCAUUGGCAAACUUCAGACUGCCCUGUAUAUGUGCUUUCUUGAGCAGGGGGACCUUGCGGGCGCUGCAGGAUUUCAGUCCUUCACGGCGUAGUGUGUUACCAAUUGUUUUCUUGGUGACUAUGGUCCCAGCUGCCUUGAGAUCAUUGACAAGAUCCUCCUGUGUAGUUCUGGACUGAUUCCUCACCGUUCUCAUGAUCAUUGCAACUCCACGAGGUGAGAUCUUGCAUGGAGCCCCAGGCCGAGGGAGAUUGACAGUUCUUUUGUGUUUCUUCCAUUUGCGAAUAAUCGCACCAACUGGUGUCACCUUCUCACCAAGCUGCUUGGCGAUGGUCUUGUAGCCCAUUCCAGCCUUGUGUAGGUCUACAAUCUUGUCCCUGACAUCCUUGGAGAGCUCUUUGGUCUUGGCCAUGGUGGAGAGUUUUGAAUCUGAUUGAUUGAUUGCUUCUGUGGACAGGUGUCUUUUAUACAGGUAACAAGCUGAAAUUAGGAGCACUCCCUUUAAGAGUGUGCUCCUAAUCUCAGCUCGUUACCUGUAUAAAAGACACCUGGGAGCCAGAAAUCUUUCUGAUUGAGAGGGGGUCAAAUACUUAUUUCCCUCAUUAAAAUGCAAAUCAAUUUAUAACAUUUUUGACAUGCGUUUUUCUGGAUUUUGUUGUUGUUAUUCUGUCUCUCACUGUUCAAAUAAACCUACCAUUAAAAUUAUAGACUGAUCAUUUCUUUUUCAGUGGGCAAACAUACAAAAUCAAAUACUUUUUUCCCUCACUGUAUGGAUAAGUAAACUAAUGAGAAGUAAUUGGGCUUCCAAUUUGCCUACAAGGCAAAGUCAAGCUACUCAUGUAUAUGAAAAACAAUGUCUCUCGCUCUCUCUCUCUCUCAAUUCAAAGGGUUUUAUUUGCAUGGGAAACAUAUGUUUACAUUGCCAAAGCAAAUAUACAAUCAAAAAACUAACACUAAACAUUACACUCACAAAAGUUUAAAAGGAAUAGAUACAUUUCAAAUGUCAUUAUGGCUACGUAUGUAGUGUUAUAACGAUGUGUCUCUCUCUCUCGCUCACUCUCUCGACUCAGUUUUGCUUAGUAAAAACACAAACCGCUCCAUUGGUUUUGUGCUCUACCAAAACGACCGGUUCUUCAGGUCCAGGACUUACACAGCUUCUUCUGGAACCAGCAGAAGGGUCAUCUCUGCUAACCUGGGACAAGUGUCUGGGUUGCAUGUUGAGAUGCUCUUCAAGCCUACAGUAAGAUUUCUCUUGGAAUCAAUAAACACAUAGUGGUCCAAAUUCUCUGGGAAACGUAGUGGGAAGUUUUCCAUGAUCUAAGUCAGGGGCAGGCAGCACAGUUCCUGGAGUGCUGCAGGUAUUGCAUGAUUUUGUUCCAACUAGUCAAUACACCUGACCAACUGAGCUAAUUGAUCAGAUUAGUGAUUGCUUAAAUUCAACACACCUUGUCUUCCAGGUCGGUUAAAUCAAAAACAUGAUGUGCCUGUGGCACUCCAGGACCAGGGCUGCCUACCCUUGAUCUAAGUUAUCCAUUGACGCUUAUCCUCCAUAAGGACCAAGGAAGCAUAUUUUGGCCAGUGAACAUUAUUUUGUAUUGUAUAUAAUAUGAUCUAUCAUAAUUGUAAUUUCUUCUGUCUCACAUUUACUUUAUGACCUGUUAUACUUCACAAAUGACUUCAUGAUUUUUUAAAUGAGGAAUACUGUGAAUGCGUGUCUUUUGCUGAAGGAUUUACAGUGAGUUUGUUUCUGUUCUCACUUCUCAGGCUGUCCCCAACGCCUCCCUCUAUGACUUUGCCUGCGUGUGGUGGAACUACACUUUGAACGACUGGAGCACCUCUGGCUGCUCCAAAGUCAACCACUCAGAAGACGGCCUGCGAUGUUUCUGUAAUCACACCACUAACUUCGCUGUGCUUAUGGUGAGUAGCUAGCUGCCUUCAUCUCCCUUUAACUGACCACACUCUAACCUAAGGUUUACAUCAGCAUAUCCAGACACAUGAGGGAGAUUACUUUAUACAGUAUGACUGUGACAAACUUAGUGUUGAAAUUGAUUUUUUCUUUCUACAGUCAUUCAGGAGGGAUUUUAAAUACGCUGAAGUUCUAAACUGGAUCACCACAUUGGGAUGCUCCAUGUCCAUCAUAGGGUUGAGUUUAACAAUAACAUUCCAGAUCGCAACCCGGUAAGAUCCUACAGGGUUCCAGAACCAAUUCAACCUAUACAAUAACAUUCCAGAUGGUGACCCGGUAAGAUCCUACAGGGUUCCAGAACCAAUUCUAAAUAUACAAUAACAUUCCAGAUCGUGACCCGGAAAGAUCCUACAGGGUUCCAGAACUAAUAAAACAUAUUGGGUGCAUCUCAAUAGUGUAAAGAAGCCCUUUGUCUGAUCCAACACGACUUGAUAGGUGAAAUCAAUAUGAAACCCACCAAUAAUGACCCAACACAUCCAUAGCUACGCAUCUAACUUCCCUAACAUAGUGUUGUCUAUCACCUAUCCCCAGGAAAUCACGCAAAACCAACCCAACUGUCCUCUUAGUGAGCGUCUGCGUGUGUCUCCUGAUCUUCACCCUCCUCUUCGUGUUGGGAGUGGACAACCCUCAUAAACAGCUGGAGAAACCUGAAAUACAGGAGGACAACAUUGUCCCCUUGUCCGACACACACACAGAGCGGGACAGAGGCCCCUGUACUGCAGUCACAGUCCUGCUGCAGUACUUCCUGUUGGGGACGUUCACCUGGAACACGCUGUACGCCACACAUGUCUUCCUGAUGAUCAGAAACAGCCUGGCCACCAGCCCGUCACACUUCACAGCCUAUACCGUGGCCAUCGGAUGGGGUAGGACAGCUUGGAGAAAAAUAAAGUAUUUAGUUGUUUCAGAAGCUUUGGCUGGCAUUAGACCUGGGCUCCUUGAACCAAAACGAAUGCUAGGUUAUAUUUUAUUUAGCCUGAAAUAGAGCUUCAAAGCAACUUGUUUAGCGAUGUUAUGUCUUUAGAGGAUGUAUGUGUAGUAUAUAAUCUGUAUAUGUCUGCAUGCUAAUCUACCAGGAAAUAACAACAACAUUCUCUGUCCUUUAGGACUGCCUGCGGUUGUGGUGGCCCUCACCUUAGGAAUUAGUUACAGAGUGGAUGAUCCACUGGGUUACAGGCAGGAGGAAUUGUGAGUCAAUACUAUACUAUUUCUGUAACUACUUAUCUGUACUCUAUUGUAAUGUACUGUACUAUACUACCACAACUACACCUGAGUACUGUGCUUUGCUGUACUGCAAUUUACUUCCUCUUCAGUGGUUCUCAUAAUAGGUUCAAUUUAAAUUAAAGUGGGGCAAUUGCUUUAUAAAAUUGUAAAACUUAUGCUGUAAAAGGUUAUCCUGAUCAAUGUUCAUGUGCAUGUUUAUAAUGCAUGCUAAUAAUUGGCCAAGAGCCAUAUAAAAAGUUAAACAUUGUGUUGAAAGGUUUCUUGUUUACUUAUGCCACCCACCAUGUUUACUUUAUACCACGUUAUUCAAAUCACUGGCGUCCUGUUUUGUCUGUCACAAAGUCCCACUCUCUAACUCAUUCAUUUGACCUCUCAGUUGCUGGCUUGCUGCCCUCGAUCCAAAGGGGAACUUUGACUUCAAGCUGCCAAUGUUUUGGGGGUUCCUGAUCCCUGUGGCGUUCAUGCUUAUCUUCAACAUGGUGGUGUUGGUAUAUUUUGCAGUUACCACAUCCAAGACCAACCCACAUAUAACCAGGUAACAUUAAUGGGGGUGUUGUGGGGGCACAAAGUAGCAAGUUGUAGUCAUAAAGAUCAGUCUUAAUUUAAAUGCCUACUAAUGAGCUUGUUCAUUUCAAAUGGUCUUUCAAUGAAAAGCUUGUUAUAAAUAAAAUGUAUUAUUAUUUUAUUCUUAUUAAUUCAGUCAUUAGUAACCAAUUCAUACUAUUUAAUAAGCACCAUGCUCUAACCCACUCAGUCAUUGGAAGCAUACUGUUAUUUUACCACAGCAUUACAGCAGUCUAUGACAGCAGUCUAAGCAUGUUGGUUAUAUUUCCCAGUACAAGACACACAUCGAUGAAGAAGAAGUUCCUCAGUAGCUUUUCUCUGGCUGUGGUGCUCGGUCUCUCCUGGAUCCUGGGCUAUCUGUUGCUCAUUACACAGAACCAGACCAUGUACACCAUACUCAACAUCUCCUUCUGUGUACUCACCACCACUCAGGUAGUAAAUGUAUGCACUCACUACUGUAAGUCGCUCUGGAUAAGAGUCUGCUAAAUGACUCAAAUGUUAAAUAUAAAGACUAGUGUACUAUUGUACCACAGAAUCCAGACAUGAUUGAAAACUAGACACCUACUAAACAAAAAUAAAUUCUGCUGCUCUUUAUGGAAACGCUACCUUUUGUUUGUACUUGUGUGUUCCUGAAAAUACUUGAUUAUGUCUGUGUUUUUGUUUUCGCUCCACAGGGCUUGCAGAUUUUCGUUCUGUUCACAGCAAGAACAGCAAUUGUCAAGAAAAAGAUGUCAAGUGCUUUGAAAUCUGUCUCUAGCGCUGGGAUCCCUCUUCACACCAAGAAGUUCAGUCUAUGGCGAGGCGAGCAAAGUGAAAAAGUAGAAUCAUACACACAGCAGGACACUGAUCUGUCAUUUCCACCUUGUUCCUCACAGACAUCUAACUGAUGGGCUGCAAGUUCAACCUCUGUUGGAAAAUAUCUCAUAUACCUCCACUAUUAUCCUAUAAUAUACAUUAUAAUAUACACAAUGUUGUAUCAAUGUACAGUGGGGAAAAAAAGUAUUUAGUCAGCCACCAAUUGUGCAAGUUCUCCCACUUAAAAAGAUGAGAGGCCUGUAAUUUUCAUCAUAGGUACACGUCAACUAUGACAGACAAAAUGAGAAAAGAAAAUCCAGAAAAUCACAUUGUAGGAUUUUUUAUGAAUUUAUUUGCAAAUUAUGGUGGAAAAUAAGUAUUUGGUCAAUAACAAACGUUUCUCAAUACUUUGUUAUAUACCCUUUGUUGGCAAUGACACAGGUCAAACGUUUUCUGUAAGUCUUCACAAGGUUUUCACAUACUGUUGCUGGUAUUUUGGCCCAUUCCUCCAUGCAGAUCUCCUCUAGAGCAGUGAUGUUUUGGGGCUGUCGCUGGGCAACACGGACUUUCAACUCCCUCCAAAGAUUUUCUAUGGGGUUGAGAUCUGGAGACUGGCUAGGCCACUCCAGGACCUUGAAAUGCUUCUAACGAAGCCACUCCUUCGUUGCCCGGGCGGUGUGUUUGGGAUCAUUGUCAUGCUGAAAGACCCAGCCACGUUUCAUCUUCAAUGCCCUUGCUGAUGGAAGGAGGUUUUCACUCAAAAUUUAACAUAACAUGGCCCCAUUCAUUCUUUCCUUUUCACGGAUCAGUCGUCCUGGUCCCUUGCAGAAAAACAGCCCCAAAGCAUGAUGUUUCCACCCCCAUGCUUCACAGUAGGUAUGGUGUUCUUUGGAUGCAACUCAGCAUUCUUUGUCCUCCAAACACAACGAGUUGAGUUUUUACCAAAAAGUUAUAUUUUGGUUUCAUCUGACCAUAUGACAUUCUCCCAAUCCUCUUCUGGAUCAACCAAAUGCACUCUAGCAUUACUGGCUUAAGCAGGGGGACAUGUCUGGCACUGCAGGAUUUGAGUCCAUAGCGGCGUAGUGUGUUACUGAUGGUAGGCUUUGUUACUUUGGUCCCUGCUCUCUGCAGGUCAUUCACUAGGUCCCCCUGUGUGGUUCUGGGAUUUUUGCUCACCGUUCUUGUGAUCAUUUUGACCCCACGGGGUGAGAUCUUGCGUGAAGCCCCAGAUCGAGGGAGAUUAUCAGUGGUCUUGUAUGUCUUCCAUUUCCUAAUAAUUGCUCCCACAGUUGAUUUCUUCAAACCAAGCUGCUUACCUAUUGCAGAGUCAGUCUUCCCAGCCUAGUGCAGGUCUACAAUUUUGUUUCUGGUGUCCUUUGACAGCUCUUUGGGCUUGGCCAUAGUGGAGUUUGGAGUGUGACUGUUUGAGGUUGUGGACAGGUGUAUUUUAUACUGAUAACAAGUUCAAACAGCUGCCAUUAAUACAGGUAACGAGUGGAGGACAGAGGAGCCUCUUAAAGAAGAAGUUACAGGUCUGUGAGAGCCAGAAAUCUUGCUUGUUUGUAGGUGACCAAAUACUUAUUUUCCAUCAUAAUUUGCAAAUAAAUUCAUAAAAAAUCCUACAAUGUGAUUUUCUGGAUUUUCUUUCCUCAAUUUGUCUGUCAUAGUUGACGUGUACCUAUGAUGAAAAUUACAGGCCUCUCUCAUCUUUUUAAGUGGUAGAACUUGCACAAUUGGUGGCUGACUAAAUACUUUUUUCCCCCACUGUAUAUUUACUGUGAAUUCCCGCAGAAGUUUUGUUGUCCAACAAUGUUUUUGGCACAAAUUCUGUAUAUCCUGUACAUUUGUUCUUUAUAAAAUGGAACUGUAUUGAAUAAAUCUGUGAUUAUUCUCUUUUAAGCGAAUGUUUGUUUCAGUAUUCUUAGUGAGAAAAAACACUAUUUUACACAACAACUCAGAAAAUAGCAUUAGACAGUGUAGCCCAGGUCAAAGUAAUUUUCUCUGCGAAAUUUGGUCUUUACCGAGGGCAGAAGGGACGCAUUUAAAAUGGAUUAAGGAGCUUCUGCUCCAUCGGCCUGUAGAACACAGGCAGCAAGCUGCAGCUGCCAAUUACAUCUGUGGUAGAGGAGUACAAGGCAACAAAGCACGUCAGGCUAUGAUGCUGCAGGACAGCAAGGAUGAGAGGGUUCGCCAGGCAGAGAUCGAGGUCAGAACGGGUCGCAAGUGGUAAAACAGCGGAGCGCUCAGGGAGAAGGAGGAACAGCUGCAACACACUAACACACUAUAUAUAUAUUGUCUGUAUAUUCUGUUUGUUUAUGGUCUGUCUGUAUAUUCUGUUUAUUAUGGCAGCACCAUAAUAGGAUCGAGUUUGGGAAACCCUAUUUUAGAGAAGUACACCCUUUAGUGGCCUCAAAUUCUAAUCCAGACCUCCAAGCCAGUUCCAUUGCUUUAUUCUUCCCCUCUAAUCAGAUCUCAUUACACCUGCUCUACUGGAAAAAAAGUUGUUCUGUUUACCAAAAUAUGUACUGUACCUUCCCAGCUGCAACCAAUAAUGUUUUGCAUAGAGAAGGGUAAUGCUAUUGGUUGACUGGUCCUCACAGUAUCCAUCCAUGUGUAUCCAUUUUAUUAAUCCAGUCACAUAUCUGAUCUACAGUUGAAGUCGGAAGUUUACAUACACUUAGGUUGGAGUCAUUAAAACUCGCUUUUCAACCACUCCACAAAUUUCUUGUUAACAAACUAUAGUUUUGGCAAGUUGGUUAGGACAUCUACUUUGUGCAAGACACAAGUAAUUUUUCCAAUAAUUGUUUACAGACAGAUUAUUUCACUUAUAAUUCACUGUAUCACAAUUCCAGUGGGUCAGAAGUUUACAUACACUAAAUUGACUGUGCCUUUAAACAGCUUGGAAAAUUACAGAAAUUAUGUCAUGGCUUUAGAAGCUUCUGAUAAUUGACAUAAUUUGAGUCAAUUGGAGGUGUACCUGUGGAUGUAUUUCAAGGCCUACCUUCAAACUCAGUGCCUCUUUGCUUGACAUAAUGGGAAAAUUAAAAUAAAUCAGCCAAGACCUCAGAAAAUAAAUUGUAGACCUCCACAAGUCUGGUUCAUCCUUGGGAGCAAUUUCCAAACGCCUGAAGGUACCACGUUCAUCUAUACAAACAAUAGUACGCAAGUAUAAACACCAUGGGACCACGCAGCUGUCAUACCGCUCAGAAAGGAGACGCAUUCUGUCUCCUAGAAAUGAACGUACUUUGGUGCGAAAAGUGUAAAUCAAUCCCAGAACAACAGCAAAGGACCUUGUGAAGAUGCUGGAGGAAACAGGUACAAAAGUAUCUAUACCAACAGUAAAACGAGUCCUAUAUCGACAUAACCUGAAAGGCUGCUCAGCAAGGAAGAAGCCACUGCUCCAAAACCGCCAUAAAAAAGCCAGACUACGGUUUGCAACUGCACAUGGGGACAAAGAUUGUACUUUCUGGAGAAAUGUCCUCUGGUCUGAUGAAACAAAAAUAGAACUGUUUGGCGAUAAUGACCAUUGAUAUGUUUGGAGGAAAAAGGGGGUUGCUUGCAAGCCGAAGAACACCAUCCCAACCGUGAAGCAAGGGGGUGGCAGCAUCAUGCUGUGGGGGUGCUUUGCUGCAGGAGGGACUAGUGCAUUUCACAAAAUAGAUGGCAUCAUGAGGAAGGAAAAUUAUGUGGAUAUAUUGAAGCAACAUCUCAAGACAUCAGUCAGGAAGUUAAAGCUUGGUCGCUAAUGGGUCUUCCAAAUGGACAAUGACCCCAAGCAUACUUCCAAAGUUGUGGCAAAAUGGCUUAAGGACAACUAAGUCAAGGUAAUAGGAGCGGCCAUCACAAAGCCCUGACAUCAAUCCUAUAGAACAUUUGUGGGCAGAACUCAAAAAGAGCUGAAAAAGCGUGUGCGAGCAAGGAGGCCUAGAAACAUGACUCUGUUACACCAGCUCUGUCAGGAGGAAUGGGCCAAAAUUCACCCAACUUAUUGUGGGAAGCUUGUGGAAGGCUACCCGAAACGUUUGACCCAAGUUAAACAAUUUAAGGCAGUGCUACCAAAUACUAAUGGAGUGUAUGUAAACUUCUGACCCACUGGGAAUGUGAUGAAAGAAAUAAAAGCUGAAAUAAAUCAUUCUCUCUACUAUUAUUCUGACAUUUCACAUUCUUAAAAUAAAGUGGUGAUCCUAACUGACCUAAAACAGGGAAUUUUUACUAGGAUUAAAUGUCAGGAAUUGUGAAAAACUGAGUUUAAAUGUAUUUGGCUAAGGUGUAUGUAAACUUCCGACUUCAACUGUAUUUGUGUGUCAGUCUUUACUGAUCCUGUUGAUAACAUGGCCAGUGUUGGAGCCAAUGUACAGUACUUCACCCUUAAUUUCAAUAGUAAAUCAUUAACUGGUACCUGCAUGUCACUGCAGUCUCUGUAACAGGUGAAGAGCAGAGCAGUAUAAGACCAACAGACAUCCUAAUAAUGUGCAGUCUGCUUACACUGCAUGCCAGGAAACAGCAGAGAUGAAGGAGCUAUGGAUUAUGGCUGUCUUUGCAACAGGUAAGACUUGCUCUAUAUUUGAUUUAUUCAGGGUGAUUUAAGAUGUUCAGAUGUACACUGAGCGUACAAAACAUUAAGAACACCUCCUCUUUCCAAGACAUUGACUGGCCAGAUGAAUCCAGGUGAAAGCUAUGAUCCCUUAUUGAUGUCACUUGUUAAAUCCACUUCAAUCAAUGUAGCUGAAGGGGAGGAGAUAGGUUAAAGAAGGUUUUUUCGUCCUGGUUUGUGUGAAGAAUUGCAACGCUGCUGGGUUUUUCACGUUCAACAGUUAACCGUGUGUAUCAAGAAUGGUUCACCACCCAAAGGACAUCGAACCAACUUGACACAAAUGUGCAACUCAACAUUAGGAAAGUGUUCCUACUGUUUGGUAUACUCUGUGUAUGAUGCUGUUGUUAAGUGUCUUCUGUGAUUGAGAAUUGCGUAGGAAACUUGCUUUAAAAAUGUAUGAUGCAUUUAACGUAUCAAUUGCUUAUUACCAAUAUAUAACCUUAAUGUUUUUACAGUGUGGUUUAUGAAUUUUAAAGUUUGGUUUACAGUCAAUGAUUGACUGAUGUUUGUCUGUUUGCUGCGAGGGAUACAAUACCAUCAUUGAAGACAUUGUUUCAGACAUUAUUUUUAUCCAAACACUAUUUAGAUUUACUGUUAAGCCGGUCUUUACAUACUGUGAAUAGACUACUGUCAGGUCUCAGAUACAGUUGAUAACAGAGUAGGCUUUGCUAUCAAAUGUCAACCGUUUAUUGGCAGUGAUAUUGACUUAAUUCUCUCAUAAAGUACAGUAGAAAACAUUUAUACACUGCUGAAGACACAUUGAAACUGGAACAACAUGGAUCAUCUCCUAUGCUUAUAGCAACUGACACUAUGUACCCUUGUUAAUUUGAUUUACUGAGUAUAUAUUUUUUUGGGGGAAGUCUCUUUGCCACAGGGGGAUCUCACCACAUCCUCUGCCAUUCCAACCACCAUUGACAUAACUUCUCCAACUACUACUGCCCCUUUAACCUCUCCAGCUACUGCUAGCCCUUUAACCCCUGCCCCUCCAGCUAGUGCCCCUUCAACUACUGACACCCCAACGACUAACACUCCAACUAACGACACUCCAACUACUGAAACACCAACUACUGACACUCCAACUGACGGUCCAACUACCGACAUGCCAACUACCGACACUCUAACUACCGACACUCCAACUACCGACACUCCAACUACCGACACUCCAACUACCGACACUCCAACUACCGACACUCCAGCUAAUGACACUCCAACUAAUGACACUCCAACUAAUGACACUCCAACUAAUGACACUCCAACUAACGACACUCCAACUAAUGACACUCCAACUAACGACACUCCAACUAAUGACACUCCAACUAACGACACUCCAACUAACGACACUCCAACUACUGAAAUACCAAUUACUGUCAUUCCCGAAGAACUAACUACCAACACUCAAAAUGACAGUCCAACUACCGACACUCCAACUACUUACACUCCCGAAGAAAUAACUACCAACACUCCAACUGACGGUCCAACUACCGACAUGCCAACUACCGACACUCUAACUACCGACACUACAACUCCCGAAACUCUAACUCAGGAAGCUACCGACACUCCAACUAACGACACUCCAACUAACGACACUCCAACUACUGAAAUACCAAUUACUGUCAUUCCCGAAGAACUAACUACCAACACUCAAAAUGACAGUCCAACUACCGACACUCCAACUACUUACACUCCAACUACUUACCCUACCGAAGAAAUAACUACCAACACUCCAACUGACGGUCCAACUACCGACAUGCCAACUACCGACACUCUAACUACCGACACUACAACUCCCGAAACUGUAACUCAGGAAGCUACCGACACUCCAACUAACGACACUCCAACUAACGACACUCCAACUAACGACACUCCAACUACUGAAAUACCAAUUACUGUCAUUCCCGAAGAACUAACUACCAACACUCAAAAUGACAGUCCAACUACCGACACUCCAACUACUUACACUCAAACUACCGAUACCCCAACUACCGACACUCCAACUAGCGGGCCAACUACCGACACACCAACUACCGACACUCCAACUACUGAAUACACUGCAGCUACUACUGGUCAUCCAACUACUGGUUACCUAAAUUCUACUGGUCCUCCAACUACUGGUUACCCUACCUCUAUCCCUAUCACCAGUACCAGUCUCCCCACCACCCCCACCCCCACCUCUACCCCCACCUCUACCCCCACCUCUACCCCCACCUCUACCCCCACCUCUACCACCACCUCUACCACCACCUCUACCACCACCUCUACCACCACCUCUACCACCACCUCUACCACCACAACCCCUCCUCUGGUCUGUAUCAACGGUGGUGAGUUGCAGAAUGGAGUCUGUAUCUGUCCUGAUGAGUGGACCGGAGAGACUUGUUCAAAGGGUACGUAAACACACACUUACACUAUACCUAACCCUGGAUCUCACAUUCACAGUACGCACCACUACAUUACUAUUCCUAACCCUCACAGGAGGUUAGUGGCACCUUAAUUGGGGAGGACGGGCUUGUGGUAAUGGCUGGAGCGGAAUCAGUAGAACGGUAUCAAAUACAUCAAACACAUGGUUUGAUGCCAUUCCAUUCGCUCCGUUCCAGCCAUUAUUAUGAGCUAUUCUCCCCUCAGCAGCCUCCACUGCUAACCCUGGAUGUCACAUUCACAGUAGACACCACUACACUACUAUACCUAACCCUGGAUCUCACAUUCACAGUACACACCACUACACUACUAUACCUAACCCUGGAUCUCACAUUCACAGUACACACCACUACACUACUAUACCUAACCCUGGAUCUCACAUUCACAGUACACACCACUACACUACUCCUAACCCUGGAUCUCACAUUCAGAGUCCAUUUACAUUUACAUUUACGUCAUUUAGCAGACGCUCUUAUCCAGAGCGACUUACAAAUUGGGGGGGGGGGAGGUAGAAGGAUUACUUUAUCCUAUCCCAGGUAUUCCUUAAAGAGGUGGGGUUUCAAAUGUCUCCGGAAGGUGGUGAGUGACUCCGCUGUCCUGGCGUCGUGAGGGAGCUUGUUCCACCAUUGGGGUGCCAGAGCAGCGAACAGUUUUGACUGGGCUGAGCGGGAACUAUGCUUCCGCAGAGGAAGGGGAGCCAGCAGGCCAGAGGUGGAUGAACGCAAUGCCCUCGUUUGGGUGUAGGGACUGAUCAGAGCCUGAAGGUACGGAGGUGCCGUUCCCCUCACAGCUCCAUAGGCAAGCACCAUGGUCUUGUAACAGAUGCAAGCUUCAACUGGAAGCCAGUGGAGUGUGCGGAGGAGCGGGGUGACGUGAGAGAACUUGGGAAGGUUGAACACCAGACGGGCUGCGGCAUUCUGGAUGAGUUGUAGGGGUUUAAUGGCACAGGCAGGGAGCCCAGCCAACAGCGAGUUGCAGUAAUCCAGACGGGAGAUAACAAGUGCCUGGAUUAGGACCUGUGCCGCUUCCUGUGUAAGGCAGGGUCGUACUCUCCGAAUGUUGUAGAGCAUGAACCUGCAGGAUCGGGUCACCGCCUUGAUGUUAGCGGAGAACGACAGGGUAUUGUCCAGGGUCACACCAAGGCUCUUCGCACUCUGGGAGGAGGACACAACGGAGUUGUCAACCGUGAUGGCGAGAUCAUGGAACGGGCAGUCCUUCCCCGGGAGGAAGAGCAGCUCCGUCUUGCCAAGGUUCAGCUUGAGGUGGUGAUCCGUCAUCCAUACUGAUAUGUCUGCCAGACAUGCAGAGAUGCGAUUCGCCACCUGGUUAUCAGAAGGGGGAAAGGAGAAGAUUAGUUGUGUAUCGUCAGCGUAGCAAUGAUAGGAGAGGCCAUGUGAGGAUAUGACAGAGCCAAGUGACUUGGUGUAUAGCGAGAAUAGGAGAGGGCAUAGAACUGAGCCCUGGGGGACACCAGUGGUGAGAGCACGUGGUGCGGAGACAGCUUCUCGCCACGCCACUUGGUAGGAGCGACCGGUCAGGUAGGACGCAAUCCAAGAGUGAGCCGCGCCGGAGAUGCCCAGCUCGGAGAGGGUGGAGAGGAGGAUCUUAUGGUUCACAGUAUCAAAGGCAGCAGACAGGUCUAGAAGGACAAGAGCAGAGGAGAGAGAGUUAGCUUUAGCUGUGCGGAGAGCCUCCGUGACACAGAGAAGAGCAGUCUCAGUUGAAUGACCAGUCCUGAAACCUGACUGGUUAGGAUCAAGAAGGUCAUUCUGAGAGAGAUAGCAAGAGAGUUGGCUAAAGACGGCACGCUCAAUAGUUUUGGAAAGAAAAGAAAGAAGGGAUACUGGUCUGUAGUUGUUGACAUCAGAGGGAUCGAGUGUUGGUUUUUUGAGAAGGGGUGCAACUCUCGCUCUCUUGAAGACGGAAGUGACAUAGCCAGCGGUCAAGGAUGAGUUGAUGAGCGAGGUGAGGUAAGGGAGAAGGUCACCGGAGAUGGUCUGUAGAAGAGAGGGGGGGGGGGAUAGGGUCAAGCGGGCAGGUUGUCGGGCGGCCGGCCGUCACAAGUCGCAAGAUUUUAUCUGGAGAGAGAGGGGAGAAAGAAGUCAAAACGUAGGGCAGUGUGAGCAGGACCAGCAGUGUCAUUUGGCUUAACAAACGAGGAUCGGAUGUCGUCAACCUUCUUUUCAAAAUGGUUGACGAAGUCAUCCACAGAGAGGGAGGAGGGGGGGGGGGGGGAGGAGGAUUCAGCAGGGAGGAGAAUGUGGCAAUGAGCUUCCAAGGGUUAGAGGCAGAUGCUUGGAAUUUAUAGUGGUAGAAAGUGGCCUUAGCAGCAGAAACAGAUGAAGAAAAUGUAGAGAGGAGGGAGUGAAAAGAUGCCAGGUCCGCAGGGAGUCUAGUUUUCUUCCAUUUCCGCUCAGCUGCCCGGAGCUCUGUUCUGUGAGCUCGCAAUGAGUCAUCAAGCCACGGAGCUGGAGGGGAGGACUGAGCCGGCCGGGAGGAUAGGGGACACAGAGAGUCAAAGGAUGCAGAAAGGGAGGAGAGGAGGGUUGAGGAGGCAGAAUCAGGAGAUUGGAGGGAGAAGGAUUGAGCAGAGGGAAGAGAUGAUAGGAUGGAAGAGGAGAGAGUAGUGGGAGAGAGAGAGCGAAGGUUGCGGCGGCGCAUUACCAUCUGUGUAGGGGCAGAGUGAGUAGUGUAGGAGGAGAGCGAGAGAGAAAAGGAUACAAAGUAGUGGUCGGAGACAUGGAGGGGAGUUGCAGUGAGAUUAGUAGAAGAGCAGCAUCUAGUAAAGAUGAGGUCAAGCGUAUUGCCUGCCUUGUGAGUAGGGGGGGACCGUGAGAGGGUGAGGUCAAAAGAGGAGAGGAGUGGAAAGAAGGAGGCAGAGAGAAAUGAGUCAAAUGUAGACGUAGGGAGGUUGAAAUCCCCCAAAACUGUGAGGGGUGAGCCAUCCUCAGGAAAGGAACUUAUCAAGGCGUCAAGCUCAUUGAUGAACUCUCCAAGGGAACCUGGAGGGCGAUAGAUGACAAGGAUAUUAAGCUUAAAUGGGCUAGUGACUGUGACAGCAUGGAAUUCAAAUGAGGAGAUAGACAGAUGGGUUAGGGGAAAAAUUGAGAAUGUCCACUUGGGAGAGAUGAGGAUUCCUGUGCCACCACCCCUCUGACCAGAUGCUCUCGGGGUAUGCGAGAACACAUGGUCAGACGAGGAGAGAGCAGUAGGAGUAGCAGUGUUUUCAGUGGUAAUCCAUGUUUCCGUCAGCGCCAGGAAGUCGAGGGACUGGAGGCUAGCAUAGGCUGGGAUGAAGUCAGCCUUGUUGGCAGCAGAACGGCAGUUCCAGAGGCUGCCUGAGACCUGGAACUCCAGGUGUUUGGUGCGUGCAGGGACCACCAGGUUAGAGAGGCAGCAGCCACGCGGUGUGAGGCGUUUGUGUAGCCUGUGCGCAGAGGAGAGAACAGGGAUAGGCAGAGGCAUAGUUGACAGGCUGUAGCAGAUGGCUACAAUAAUGCAGAGGAGAUCGGAAUGAAAUGAACUAAACAUCUGGGAAAGGAGAGAACAGGGCCUCCCUCACCAAAACUCCCAAAUAUAACUCUCCCAACUUCCACCUCAGAAAUUAGAAUUGUUGUAAACUACAGCGGUUCAAUGUUUCAAGGAAUAGACUCAACUUACUUUAUUCAGCUAGCUAACUAUGACGCCAUAGCUAACUAGCAUGCUAGCAUUCAAUAACAGACAGUUUAGCACCAAUACUUGGUUACAAAAAACUACCAAUAGUGUGUUAACACACUAAACAGAUAAUUCGUGUCCGUGUCUAGUUCCUUUCAUAACGCAGCAAUAAUUAAACGUUGGCUAGCUAGCACAAAGAUAUUGUAUUUAGCUGCUACAGUACAGCUAGCUGGUAGUGUUGGCUAGCUAGCAAUGGCUGCUGUGUUGACUUUGUUUGAAAAACGGCGUCGCUGCGAACGAAUGUAGCUGGCUAAAAGGAUAUUGUAUUUAGUUGCUACCGUUGCUAAUAGCUACUCGCCAGCUAGUCCAGGAGGUGAGUUAGCUAGCUAGCUAGCUUCGUGCUACACCCGGCACCCCACAACUCUAUUCCUUGGAUAUUACAUUCAGAAUGUAUAUUUCAUUUUUGCAUUCAUACAUUUGGUCCAUGUUGAAAUUCAUUUUUCUUCGAUAGGGAAUUUCUGCAAUUCCACCAUCAUUGCUGAUUUAUCCUUCCCAAGAACAACGGUUGGCUGGUCUGCUUAUUCAGAAGAACUGUGUGGUGAGGAGACAACCAGUGGUAUGUUGCUUUUAUUCACCUAAAAUGACAAUAAUGUAUUCAUCUGUUACAGUCCUAAUUAAUGUUGCAUAAGGUAACACAAAAUCUUGAAUAUCUUUUUGUCUUGGUUCCUCCAGCCGGAUUACCAAAAGCCUCAGCAAGAUGUUUGAACAACACUGGAUCUCCGAUGUUUGGUCCUCCUCACAAGCUGCAGUGUGAAUUGACCCUCAGUGGCAUUCAAGGAAAUGUAAGUCAAUAGGGAUAUUUUUUAUGAUCCUGAUUUAUGACCAGUCUUGAUUUUGCGUUCUUCUUUCUUUUGGUCAAUUACCUCAACCAACUCAACUACCUCAAACUACCGGUUAUAGCCUCGUUAUUGUUAUUUUAUUGUGUUUUUUUUAUUUUUAUUUAACCUUUAUUUAACUAGGCAAGUCAGUUAAGAACAAAUUCUUAUUUACAAUGACGGCCUACUUGUAAACCCCCCCGGCCAAACCCUCCCCUAACCUGGACGACGCUGGGCCAAUUGUGCACCGCCCUAUGGAGGUCCCGAUCACGGGCCGGUUGUGAUAUAGCCCAGGAUCGAACCUGGAUCUGUCGUGACGCCUCUAGCACUGCGAUGCCUUGUCCAGAGCCCAAAAUGUCUAUUUUACUACUUAUUUUUUGGGGGGGUGCACAUUUUCAUACUUUUUAACUCUGCAUUGUUGGGAAAGGGCUCGUAAGUAAGCAUUUCACUGUAAAGUCUACACCUGUUGUAUUUGGCACAUGUGACAAAUCAAAUUUGAUUAGAUUUACAGUUAUCAUUAUGAGGAGUCGAUCUUACAGUUUGAGGAUCAGUAAUAACUGGCUUUUACCUUCAGCUCAUGUAUUCUGUUCCUUUAUUCUACUUAACAGUUGAUGAGGAACAUUCUUUUUUUAUUUAUUGUGUUUUACAUUACUUUUAUAACAUUUAGUCAUUUAGCGGACGCUCUUAUCCAGAGCGAUUUACAGUAGUGAGUGCAUACAUUUUUGUACUUUUUCGUCCUGGUCCCCUGUGGGAAUCGAACCCACAACACUGUAGUUGCAAGUGCCAUGUUCUACCAACUGAGCCACAUAGUUAGUAUUGGCAAUUUUAAUAUCCCAAUGUACUCAAAACUGUUCGCUGCUCUGGCACCCCAAUGGUGGAACAAGCUCCCUCACGACGCCAGGACAGCGGAGUCACUAACCACCUUCCGGAGACAUUUGAAACCCCACCUCUUUAAGGAAUACCUGGGAUAGGAUAAAGUAAUCCUUCUACCCCCCCCCCAAAAAAAAGUACAUUGUAAAGUGGUUAACCCACUGGCUAUAAGGUGAAUGAACCAAUUUGUAAGUCGCUCUGGAUAAGAGCGUCUGCUAAAUGACGUAAAUGUAAAUGUACUCACAGUUCAGCAUGUUGCUGCCACUUAUACAACGUUCUGUUUAAAAACAAUACAAAAAUAAAAUAAAUAAAAAUAAUUCUCUCUCCCUAUUCAGAUCUCCAGCAGUUCAGGUGAUUUAGCACAGCUAGCCUUCAGUACUCAGAUCCUGACCUCCCAACCAGAGCGGCUAUCAGCUGACAACAUCACCACAGCAGCUCAGAUAGCUAACACUCUGCUUCAGUCUGUAAAUAUCACAGAGGUAUAACAUGUUUUCAAAUCAAGUUGUGACUAUGACAUGUUCUGGAGAGAAACGUGAGGUUGUUACUGCAGUGAUUUGAACACUUGAGGGUUUUGAUCAUGUUGCAGGACAUCGCAGUGGCAGCUGUAACUACCAUCAGUCAGCUGCUGAAUGCCAGUGGGGAGACUACACAGGAGAGUGAUGCUGUCCAGAGGUGUGUGUGUGUGUUUGUACAUAUGUUUGAGUUUAUGUGUGUACGUGUGUCUCUGUGCGUGUCUGCAUGGGUGCAUGUAAACUAAUGUUUUUCUGUGUUUCUCUCUCAGCCUCACAGAGACCCUGGAGGAGUUUUCCCUGGACCAGCAGAGUAACGUGUCCUUGGUGGUUCAGCCCAACCUGGUAGUCCAAUCUGUCCAAGUACCAAGUGACACAGUAGGGAUCCAGUUUACUGCUCUGACUGGUGGGUGGGACUGCUAGUGAACCUACAUAGUGUCGUUUAAAGUGAUAGUUUAUAUCUGUUUUGACAGUCUAGAUCAACGUUUUCCUAUCUAAUUUUUCUAAUUUUUCUCCUCUGAUGUUGGUCAAUAAGGUUUGGUAUGGAUUUGAUUUGUUGUACUAUAGACAAGUACAGAACAGUGGAGGCUGCUGAGGGGACGACGACUCAUAAUAAUGGUUGGAACGGAGCGAAUGGAAUGGCAUAAAACACAUGGAAACCAUGGAAACCAUGUGUUUGAUGUAUUUGAUACCAUUCCACUGAUUCCGCUCCAGCCGUUACCAUGAACCCGUCCUCUCCAAUUAAGGUGCCACCAACCUCCUGUGGUACAGAAGGAACACUAUAUUGUUCUGCUUUAAAUGUAUAAAUCAAAUUAAUCUCGUUCUCCAGGAAGAUCUGGUAAUUUUGUGGCCAACAGAAUUCAUCUCAACACCAAUACCUCUGAACUGAUAGCUGACAAAGGAGGUGCUACCGAUAUCCAGAUUGUCAUAAAAUUCACACCAGGUGAGCCAAUGUUGGUAUGCAAACAGUAUAUAAACUCAAGCUUCAAUUUCCUUGUAGAGCUUUCACAGAGAGCACUUAACUGCUGUUUCUCAUCUCUGAAAUCAGGUAAGCAGUGCCAAAUAUUUAGAUUGCCCAAUAAAGUUGAGUCACAUGAGAUAUGGAUAAGUAAAGUAUCGAAAUAAGCCUACAAGGCAAGGUCAAGCUACUCAUGUAUACAAAGUCCUGAGAUGAAAAACACUCUCUCUCUCUCUCCCCCCCUUUCUCUCUUUCUUUCUCUCUCUCUCUCUAACUCUCUCACUCUCUUUCUCCUUCACUCCACUCAGUUUUACGUAAUAAAAACACAAACUACUCCAUUGGUUUUGUGCUCUACCAAAAUGACCGGUUCUUCAGGUCCAGGACUUUCAGAGCUUCUUCAGGAACCAGCAGAAGGGUAAUCUCUGCUAACCUGGGUGUGUCUGGGUUACAUGUUGAGAUGCUCUUCAAGCCCACAGUAAGAUUUAUCUUGGAAUCAAUAAACGCAUAGUGGUCCAAAUUCUCUGGGAAACGUAGUGGGAUGCUGUCCAUUAUCUAAGUCACAUGUGUCAAACUCAUUCCACGGAGGGUCGAGUUGCUGUGGGUUUUCGCUCCUCCCUUGUAAGGAACUCCCCUCAUCUGAUUGUCUAGGUCUUAAUUGAAAGGAAAAAACAAAAACCAGCAGACACUAGAAUGAGUUUGACACCCCUGAUCUAUGUUAUCCAUUGACGCUUAUCCGACAUUAGGAACAAGGAAGUAUAUUUUGGCCAGUGAACAAGGAAGAAUAUGUUGUAGUGUCUAUAAUACGAUCAAUCAUAAUUGUAAUUAUUUAUUUCCCACAUUUACUUCAUGACCUGUUAUACUUCACAAUUGACUUCAUGAUUUUGAGGAAUACUGUGUCUUUUGCUGAAGGAUUUACAGUGAGUUUGUUUCUGUUCUCACUUCUCAGGCUGUCCCCAACGCCUCCCUCUAUGACUUUGCCUGCGUGUGGUGGAACUACACGUUGAAAGACUGGAGCACCUAUGGCUGCUCCAAAGUCAACCACUCAGAAGACGGCCUGCGAUGUUUCUGUAAUCACACCACUAACUUUGCUGUGCUUAUGGUGAGUAGCUAGCUGCCUUCAUCUCCCUUUAACUGACCACACUUUGACCUAUGCAGGGGUUCCCCAUUUUUUUGGGCCCAUGACCCCAUUUUGAUAUCUGAAAAGUCUUGUGACCCCAACCAUGUGAUUUUUUUGUAGUAAUUAAGAUGGGCUAUGGGGCUAUGGCAGUCAAUUGCAAAACAUUCUAACAGUAUUUCUGAUUGUCUUCUCAACUCACCAUCACAUACUUUUAAUGUGGGGCUAUGACAGUCAAUAGCAAAGUGGUCUGACAUAAUGUCUCUUAUCUCACCACCUCUAAUGAGAUGAUGAGAUCAGAGACAUGAUGCAUGUCGCGUCAGAGCUUCUCAAAGUCAGGGGGUGUGGUUGACAGUGUGCACCUCAUCUCUGCUGUCACUUCCAACCUGGAUCGAUAUUUGGUUUUAAUGCAGACGAGUGCACUAAAUCCAGCCUCACACAGAUAUUAGCUGGCAAAGGGUACCAUGAGUUUUAAUUCUCGGAGGGAGACGGCAGGGUAUUCCCUUUGAGUGAGGAACCAAAAUGGGUUAUCUGCAGCAUUCGGUCAUAUGACGGCUCGAUCAGAUUUUCAAUUUCACUUCCCGGCAUGUCAACUAAGCCAGGAUCACAAUCAAACAGAUUUCUCUCCAAUAAGAAGUCUUUCCUCUGAAUCCACUGAUUCAGUCACUCAUCUGUAGAAUGUUUUUGUAUUUCCACUGCAUGCUUGCGUUCAGUUCGUUCAGUUUCCCAAAUAUGCCAGUUAAAUAGGCAAGGAGACACAUUUCAUUUUCAUUACACAGAAAGUCAAGAAAGUCUGUCUGUUUUUUUGCCCAUUCGUUCACAUGGAAUCAGUUUUUUGUCAAUAUAGCCACGCAGUGCAACCUCUGUGCAGUUUCAUGCUCGAGAAUCGUGAGACAGAACAAUACGUCCUCGUGAUUAGCAUCCCCCGACAUGUAGCGAACAAAAUACAUUAAUGGGCAUCUCGGCCCUCACAGCUAACGUCCAUUUGGAAAGCUGGGGAGUUUUUGAGUGGUUCAGUAGGUUUCAUUUGGAUUGCUAGCUAUAGCAUAAAUUCAUAGUUUUACAGUGUUAUCUGACAAAGGUAUUGAUUAGUGUUUCUGUGCCUCGGCCUCCCCACACCUUGUUUUCACCAUAUUGAUUGUGGCGGUAAUAUCUCUGAAAUAGUGUGUGGUUUCAUUCUGUAGUGGGCCUAGCCAUUCACCUGGGAAUAGGGUGACUACAUGUCCCAGAUUGUGCGGGACAGUCCCGCAUUUUGGCCCUUUGUCCCGCAACUAAACAAUCAUGUCCCGCAUUUUAUCAACAAAUUCAAACACCACCAAUUUAGAAAAAACUUUGAUUUGUCCAGUAUUUCAGUCAGACAUUCCAACAUGUUUCUUGCAGUCACGUUGCCCUUAUGAAAAAAUAUCAUUAGGAUGUGGUAGCUAUGGUGAUGUUAAGCACUUCUCCAAUCCUUGUUGAGAUCUGAUAUUCUGCUCAAUACAAGACAAGACAUAGGCCUUUAGUCAACAAAUAUCAGUUAAUUUCCACCUUGUUACUCACAGAUUGUAUAAAACAUCUAAUUGAUUAGCUGAAAGUUCAACAAUAUCUCAUAGUUAGGCCUCCUAACUACUUCAAAAAGCUUCUGCUGAAGAGCUAGAAAAGUAGGUAAAUAGCCACAUUAGACUGAAAGAUAUAAUCAUAGCAGUGGGAAGUAGAGUGCUGCAGCACCUCCUGAAAAAUCACAAUGACAAAAUAAUAAUAAUACAUAUUUUCAGUAAAGUAGUGCAUUGGGCCUUUACUAGUCCUGUAUUAGCAGACCGAUAUAACCGUUUGUAGCGUAGGCAAAAAACAUUUUUCAGCAUCCCCCCAGGCUUUCCAUGCUCAUUAGUUGCUCAUUCAACAUACUGUAUUUGCUGCUACUUCACUCAAUCUCGUUUUGAAAGUCUCCCAUCCUAACUGUAUUACAUUCCCUGAGACCAACCUGAAAUGUUUCAUUGGCCAAAUAGUCCCCGAUUUUCAUAAAACAGCCACACGUGGUCUCUCGUUUCUGUAUCACCAAAUGUUGUUCAAGGCAAAAGAGUUGGCUACACUUCAAUUGCUCGUUCGGUGCAGAUGACUGCAGGGGUGUAGUGCUGCCAGAGGACACCGGAGCGUCACUCCGCCACUUCUCACAAUGGUGCUCGUUGAGUAAAGUUAGAUAAAAGUUGAAUCAAUGUCUUGGAAGAUCACGUAAUGAUGAAUUAGUAUUUUACAUAACAUAUAAUAGCAUAGUAUAACGUUACUGUCACAUUAAAAACACCACUUCAUGAGAUUUAGGAUGGUUAGCUGAAUAGUCCCCAAAAAUGAUGUUGUAGCCUAAACUCAACAGCGCACGUCACUAGGCAGAAUAUGCUUUGAUUGAAACAAAAUACAGGAAGGCUAUAUAGUUUCUUAACAUCAUCUGCUCUAAUUUGCGCAUGAAAUUCAAGAAGAUCUAAAUGCAUAUUCCCAUGAAUCUGAUUGAGAUCAAACGAUUGGCAAUCAGACGCAGUUUGGACAUUUCACUGGCAAAACAUGAAGAAUUAUCAUUCACAAUUGACAGCGAUUAUGCAUUGGCCUAUUUCUAAAUUAUGUAUCGGGUAGGCUACACUGUCCCGCAAAAUCAUCCUGUUGUCCCGCAUUUGUGUAUUUUAAAUGUGGUCAGAUUAAGUGGGAAUGAUUCAAGUGCAACGGUAAAAUAUGGUAUUUUCCGAAGAUAUAAGGGAACUCUCUGGUUGAAUUUUAUGUUUUAGAUUUGAAUACUUUUCAUUUAUAUUUUUAGCGGGAUUUUGGAAAUUCUCCUGCGACCCCAUUUUAAUUUCAGGCGACCUCACAUGUGGUCGCAACCCCUAUUUGGGAACCGCUGACCUAUAGUUUACCACAGCAUAUCCAGACACAUGAGGGAGAUGACUUUAUACAGUAUGACUGUGACAGAAACUUGGUGUUAAAAUUUCUUUUUUCUUUUUUUCUACAGUCGUUUAGGAAGGAUUUUAAAUAUGCUCAAGUGCUAAACUGGAUCACCAUAUUGGGAUGCUCCAUGUCCAUCAUAGGGUUGAGUUUAACAAUAACAUUCCAGAUCGCAACCAGGUAAGAUCCUACAGGGUUCCAGAACCAAUUCAACAUAUACAAUAACAUUCCAGAUCGUGACCCGGUAAGAUCCUACAGGGUUCCAGAACAAAUUAAAAAUAUACAAUAACAUUCCAGAUGGUGACCCGGUAAGAUCCUACAGGGUUCCAGAACCAAUUCAAAAUAUUGCAUCUCAAUAGUGUAAAGAAGCCCUUUGUUUGAUCCAACACGACUUGAUAGGUGAAACCAAUAUGAAACCCACUAUUAAAGAACCAACACAUCCAUAGCUACGCAUCUAACUUCCCUAACAUAGUGUUGUCUAUCACCUAUCCCCAGGAAAUCACGCAAAACCAACCCAACUGUCCUCUUAGUGAGCGUCUGCGUGUGUCUCCUGAUCUUCACCCUCCUCUUCGUGUUGGGAGUGGACAACCCUCAUAAACAGCUGGAGAAACCUGAAAUACAGGAGGCCAACAUUGUCCCCUCGUCCGACACACACACAGAGCGGGACAGAGGCCCCUGUACUGCAGUCGCAGUCCUGCUGCAGUACUUCCUGUUGGGGACGUUCACCUGGAACACGCUGUACGCCACACAUGUCUUCCUGAUGAUCAGAAACAGCCUGGCCACCAGCCCGUCACACUCCACAGCCUAUACCGUGGCCAUCGGAUGGGGUAGGACAGCUUGGAGAAAAAUAAAGUAUUUAGUUGUUUCAGAAGCUUUGGCUGGCAUUAGCCCUGGGCUCCUUGAACCAAAACGAAUGCUAGGUUAUAUUUUCAGGCUCUAAUAUGCCUGAAAUAGAACUUCAAAGCGACUUGUAUAGUGAUGUUAUGUCUUUAGAGGAUGUAUGUGUAGUAUAUCAUCUGUAUAUGUCUGCAUGCUAAUCUACCAGGAAAUAACAACAACAUUCUCUGUCCUUUAGGACUGCCUGCGGUUGUGGUGGCCCUCACCUUAGGAAUUAGUUACAGAGUGGAUGAUCCACUGGGUUACAGGCAGGAGGAAUUGUGAGUCAGUGCUGUACUAUACUACUUCUGUACUACCUCUCUUUACUGUAUUGUAAUAUACUAUACUGUACUAUUCUAUACUAUACUGUACUAUACCAUACUGUAUUGUACUAUACUAUACUGUACUGUAUUGUACUAUACUAUACUUUACCAUACUAUGCUGUACUGACUAUACUGUAGUAUACUAUACUUUACUAUACUGUACUGCACUGUACUAUACUAUACUGUAUUUUACUAUUCUGUACUGUACUACCACUACUACACCUGAGUACUGUGCUGUAUUGCAAUUUACUUCCUCUUGUGGUUAUUUUAUAAUAUAUUCAAUUUUAAUUAAAGUGGGGCAAUUGCUUUAUAAAAUUGUAUUACUCAUACUGUAAAAGGUUAUCCCUAUCAAUGUUCGUGUGCAUGUUUAUAAUGCAUGCUAAUAAUUGGCCAAGAGCAAUAUAAAAAGUUAAAACAUUGUGUUGAAAGGUUUCUUGUUUACUUAUGCCACCCACCAUGUUUACUUUAUACCACGUUAUUCAAAUCACUGGCGUCCUGUUUUGUCUGUCACAAAGUCCCACUCUCUAACUCAUUAAUUUGACCUCUCAGUUGCUGGCUUGCUGCCCUUGAUCCAAAGGGGAACUUUGACUUCAAGCUGCCAAUGUUUUGGGGGUUCCUGAUCCCUGUGGCGUUCAUGCUUAUCUUCAACAUGGUGGUGUUGGUAUUUUUUGCAGUUACAACAGGCAAGACCAACCCACAUAUAACCAGGUAACAUUAAUGGGGGCAUUUUGGGGGCACAAAGUAGAACGUUGUAGUCAUAAAGAUCAGUCUUGAUUUAAAUGCCUACAAAUAAGCUUGUUAAUUUCAUAUUGUCUUUCAAUUAAAAGCUUGUUAUAAAUAAAAUGUAUUAUCAUUUCAUUCUUAUUAAUUCAGUCAUUAGUAACCAAUUCAUACUAUUUAAUGAGCACCAUGCUCUAACCCACUCAGUCAUUGGAAGCAUACUGUUAUUUUACCACAGCAUUACAGCAGUCUAUGACCGCAGUCUAAGCAUGUUGGUUAUAUUUCCCAGUACAAGACACACAUCGAUGAAGAAGAAGUUCCUCAGUAGCUUUUCUCUGGCUGUGGUGCUCGGUCUCUCCUGGAUCCUGGGCUAUCUGUUGCUCAUUACACAGAACCAGACCAUGUACACCAUACUCAACAUCUCCUUCUGUGUACUCACCACCACUCAGGUAGUAAAUGUAUGCACUCACUACUGUAAGUCGCUCUGGAUAAGAGAGUCUGAUAAAUGACUCAAAUGUUAAAUAUAAAGACUAGUGUGCUAUUGUACCACAGAAUCCAGACAUGAUUGAAAACUAGACAGCUACUAAACAUUAAUAAAUUCUGCUGCUCUUUAUAGAAACACUACCUUUUGUUUGUACUUGUGUGUUCCUGAAAAUACUUGAUAACGUCUUUGUGUUUUUGUUUUCGCUCCACAGGGCUUGCAGAUUUUCAUUCUGUUCACAGCAAGAACAGCAAUUGUCAAGAAAAUGAUGGCAGAUGCUUUGAAAUCUGUCUCUAGCGUUGGGAUCCCGCUGCACACCAAGAGGUUCAGUCUAUGGCGAGUCAAGCGCAGAGAAAAAGUAGAAUCAUACACACAGCUGGACACUAUUCCAUCAACCAAUUAACCCUUUAACUGGCACAGAUUUUUUUUUUUUAAUGCACAAUUAGUACUGAAAAUGUGUGAUUGAGGUUCAGUUUUGCUCACGUUCACAUCCUGGUUUUUAACCAUCUUUGAAUGUGUGUUUAAAAAGAUAUAGGAGUCCAAUAAUGAAAACCGCAUAGUCAUUUUACUAAAUGGCAUGAUAAAAUAUGCAAAACAAAAUUCACAUUUAAUUUCAUUUUAAUUUGGUAGUCAACCGCUCAGUUGAGCUGCCUCUUAAAGGGUUGAUCUCCACCUUGUUACACACAGAUUGUAUAAAGCAUCUAAUUGAUUGGCUGCAAGUUCAAUCUCUGUUGUACAAUAUCUCAUAGACCUCCAUUAUUGCCUAUAAUAAUACACACACCAUUUAUAUGUAUCAAAAGAAAAUUUGGGCUAUGCACAUGUUUGUAAAUACAUUAUGUACAUAUGUUCUUUAUGAAAGUUGAC
Coregonus sp. 'balchen' is the source of this 30211-nucleotide messenger RNA. The record is from the annotation of a GenBank genome assembly. NCBI's taxonomy places the organism in Eukaryota, Metazoa, Chordata, Actinopteri, Salmoniformes, Salmonidae.